Molecule: messenger RNA, 683 nt
Organism: Nothobranchius furzeri (turquoise killifish)
Lineage: Eukaryota; Metazoa; Chordata; Actinopteri; Cyprinodontiformes; Nothobranchiidae
Product: galactose-specific lectin nattectin-like
Molecular function (GO): signaling receptor activity
Source: RefSeq, a predicted model, not a curated record
UUAUCUAAUCAGCUGUCCUCAGUGACUGACAGGUCCACCAGCUGGAGCAACAGUAUAUAAACUCUGUGUUUAGUUCAGGAAGGCAUCCUUCACCCAGAGACUGCUGCUGCUGCUGCUUGGAUUCAUCACAACAAGAUGGCGUCAGGUCUGCUCUUCCUGCUGCUCCUCGGGAUCGGAGGAAAUAUGUUUUCUGAAGCUUUGCUACCAGUUUGUUUUCCAGGCUUCUGUCGCCUUUGUCCUGGCGGCUGGACUGUCUAUGAUGGCUACUGUUACCAGUUUGUGAACCAGGAACUGGCUUGGGCCGAUGCUGAGGCAUUCUGCAUUAAACACAGCGGACAUCUGACCUCCAUCAAAAACACAGAUCAGUACAACUUCAUCAGGGAUCUGAUCGUCAAAGGAGCAGGAUUCAACCAAAAGUCUUGGGUUGGAGGCACCAAUGCAGUCAGGAACGAUCUGUGGAUGUGGACCGAUGGAACACCGUUUACCUUUAAGAACUGGGGUCCAGGUGAACCCAACAACCAGGGAGGAAACGAGCACUGCAUGGACAUCAACCUGCGCGAGCAAGAUUAUGUCAACGACGAGGAAUGCACCCAAGAGCUCUCCUUUGUCUGUAUUAAACCAGUGAAACCCGUCUUCCUACCAAAAUAAUCAAAACCACAACAUAAAUAAAAAUGUCCUCCUGA